This is a messenger RNA of Scheffersomyces coipomensis, 3644 nucleotides long. It is a transcript of the gene NIK1, whose product is annotated as Nik1p. Gene Ontology annotation, cellular component: membrane. Gene Ontology annotation, biological process: phosphorylation; cellular hyperosmotic response; phosphorelay signal transduction system. Gene Ontology annotation, molecular function: phosphorelay sensor kinase activity. Bases 71 to 3457 code for a protein of 1128 amino acids. The record is from RefSeq and is a predicted model, not a curated record. The transcript has a single exon. NCBI's taxonomy places the organism in Eukaryota, Fungi, Ascomycota, Pichiomycetes, Serinales, Debaryomycetaceae.
CAACAACAACAACAACAACAACAAUAAUAAUACCAACUAUCCAUUAAUCAACGAUAGUCCCAAUCAUAUCAUGGAUUCUGCUGCCAUAUUAAAGAUAUUGGAAGAUCCUGAGUUAUUCAGACAAAAACAUGAGGAAAUUAGAAAUGAUCUUAUCAGUCAUAUCAAAUCUCAAGAUUUACAUACUGAAGCUUUAACCCAUGAAUUAGAUACUUCCAAAACUGCCAAUAAAGCUUUCAAACAAGCUUUAAGUGAAAUAGGUACUGUUGUUAUUUCAGUUGCCAUGGGUGAUUUAUCCAAAAAAGUUGAAAUUCAUACCGUUGAAUCAGAUCCUGAAAUUUUAAAAGUUAAAAUUACCAUUAAUACUAUGAUGGAUCAAUUACAAACUUUUGCAAAUGAAGUUACCAAAGUUGCAACUGAAGUGGCUAAUGGUGAAUUAGGAGGUCAAGCCAAAAAUGAAGGUUCAGUAGGUAUUUGGAGAUCUUUAACUGAUAAUGUCAAUAUUAUGGCUCUUAAUUUAACGAAUCAAGUGAGAGAAAUUGCCGAUGUUACACGGGCUGUAGCAAGUGGUGAUUUAUCAAGAAAGAUUAAUGUUCAUGCUCAAGGUGAAAUCUUACAAUUACAAAUGACUAUUAAUACCAUGGUGGAUCAAUUAAGAACUUUUGCCUUUGAAGUAUCAAAAGUGGCAAGAGAUGUCGGUGUGUUAGGUAUUUUAGGUGGUCAAGCUUUCAUUGAAAAUGUGGAAGGUAUUUGGAAAGAAUUAACUGAUAAUGUAAAUGCUAUGGCUUUGAAUUUAACUACUCAAGUUAGAAAUAUUGCUAAUGUUACAACGGCUGUGGCUAAAGGUGAUUUAUCGAAAAAAGUUACGGCUGAUUGUAAAGGAGAAAUUUUGAAUUUGAAAUUAACUAUUAAUCAAAUGGUGGAUCGUUUACAAACAUUUGCGGUGGAAGUUACAACUUUAUCAAGAGAAGUCGGUACAUUAGGUAUUCUAGGUGGUCAAGCUAAUGUUCAAGAUGUUGAAGGGGCUUGGAAAGCAGUGACAGAAAAUGUUAAUCUAAUGGCUACAAAUUUAACCAAUCAAGUGAGAUCCAUCGCAACAGUUACCACGGCGGUGGCUCAUGGUGAUUUAUCUCAAAAGAUUGAUGUUCAUGCUCAAGGGGAAAUUUUACAAUUGAAAAAUACAAUCAAUAAAAUGGUGGAUUCAUUACAAUUAUUCGCUUCCGAAGUGUCGAAAGUGGCUCGUGAUGUCGGUAUUAAUGGUAAAUUAGGUAUUCAAGCCCAAGUUAGUGAUGUUGAUGGAUUAUGGAAAGAAAUUACUUCAAAUGUCAAUACCAUGGCUUCGAAUUUAACAUCCCAAGUGAGAGCUUUUGCUCAAAUUACUGCUGCUGCUACUGAUGGUGAUUUCACAAGAUUUAUUACGGUUGAAGCUUCUGGUGAAAUGGAUGCCUUAAAGACAAAGAUUAAUCAAAUGGUGUUGAAUUUAAGAGAAUCAAUUCAAAGAAAUACAGCCGCCAGAGAAGCUGCUGAAUUGGCUAAUAGUGCUAAAUCGGAAUUCUUAGCUAAUAUGUCACAUGAAAUUAGAACUCCAUUAAAUGGUAUCAUUGGUAUGACUCAAUUAUCAUUAGAUACUGAAUUAACUCAAUAUCAAAGAGAAAUGUUAUCCAUUGUUCAUAAUUUAGCCAAUUCUUUAUUAACUAUUAUUGAUGAUAUUUUAGAUAUUUCUAAGAUUGAAGCUAAUAGAAUGACAGUUGAACAAAUUGAUUUUUCAUUAAGAGGAACUGUAUUUGGUGCUUUAAAGACGUUAGCAGUUAAAGCUAUUGAAAAGAAUUUAGAUUUAACCUAUCAAUGUGAUUCUUCAUUCCCUGAUAAUUUAAUUGGUGAUUCAUUCAGAUUAAGACAAGUUAUUUUGAAUUUAGCUGGUAAUGCUAUUAAAUUCACUAAACAAGGUAAAGUUACUGUCAGUGUUCAAAAAUCAUUUAAAAAAGCGGAAGACUCAGAAAAGUUGUUGUUACAAGUAUGUGUGAGCGACACAGGUAUUGGUAUUGAAAAGGAUAAAUUAGGUUUAAUUUUUGAUACUUUCUGUCAAGCUGAUGGAUCUACCACAAGAAAAUUCGGUGGUACCGGUUUAGGUUUAUCAAUUUCAAAGCAAUUAAUUCAUUUAAUGGGAGGUGAAAUUUGGGUGACGUCAGAAUACGGUUCAGGUUCAAACUUUUAUUUCACUAUUGGUGUAUCUCCUUCUAAGAUUAGAUAUACUCGUCAAACUGAACAAUUAUUACCUUUCAGUGGUCAUCAUAUAUUAUUUGUAUCUACUGCUCAUACCGAUGAAGAAUUGGAAGAAAUAAGAAGUGGAAUUGUUGAAUUAGGUUUAAAUCUUGUUAUAGUUCGUGAUUGUAAUGAUGCCAAUUUAACUGAACCUGUCAAGUAUGAUAUUAUUAUGAUUGAUUCAAUUCAAACAGCUAAGAUUCUUCGUUUAUUAACCGAAGUGAAAUAUAUCCCUCUUGUAUUGUUACAUCAUUCGAUUCCAGAAUUAAAUAUGAGGGUUUGUAUUGAUUUGGGUAUAUCAUCAUAUGGUAAUACUCCAUGUUCUAUAACUGAUUUAGCAAGCGCUAUUAUCCCUGCCUUAGAAUCAAGAUCCAUUUCUCAAAAUUCAGAUGAAUCAGUUAGUUAUAAUGUGUUAUUGGCAGAAGAUAAUUUGGUUAAUCAAAAAUUAGCUGUCAGAAUAUUGGAAAAGCAAGGUCAUCAAGUUGAAGUUGUUGAAAACGGUCUUGAAGCUUUUGAAGCAGUUCAAAAGAGAAGAUAUGAUGUCGUCUUAAUGGAUGUACAAAUGCCUGUCAUGGGGGGUUUUGAAGCCACUGAAAAGAUUAGACAAUGGGAAAAGAAAUCCAAUCCAAUUGAUUCAUUAACUUUCAGAACUCCAAUUAUUGCUUUAACUGCUCAUGCUAUGUUGGGUGAUCGAGAAAAAUCGUUAGCUAAAGGUAUGGAUGACUAUGUAUCAAAACCUUUGAAACCAAAGCUUUUAAUGCAAACCAUAAAUAAAUGCAUCCAUAAUAUAAAUCAGUUGAAAGAACUUUCUAAACAAAACAAUAAUAAUAGAACAUCCAAUUUCGCUAAGAAUUUGAAGAAUGGUGCUACACAAACUGGGGAAAAUUCUGCCACAAAUCUAUUAUCAAUGGGAUCAAGCCAAUCAAAUUCUAAUUUAAUAGGAAUCGGUAAUGGUAGUUAUAACAAUUCAAAUACUAGUAAUGGAAGUUUUUCAAGAUCAGCCACUCCAAACUAUGAAGGAGGUAAAGACACGCCGAAAAUCAACAAAUCUAAGUCAAAUGACUUCAUUCCUAAUCGACCAGUAAACCUAACGGUAAACAAGAGGUCUAUUACGGAAAGUUUCAUUUCCGUAAUAAAAAUCGAUGACCCUGAUAAUAUGGAGGUUGAUGAUGAAAAAAAAGUUGAAUAUCUUGAUUAAUGACUAGUCGAUGAAUUAUUUAUUAUAAUUAUAUUUAAUUUCUUUUGUGAGAUUUGUUCGCAGUCUAGUGUGUUAAAAAAAAUUGAAAAAGUUGCAAUCACAAUCACAAUCACAAUCACAAAUACCUUUCUUUGCAUCUUACAUAUCAACCUCCACCUACAUCACCACCACCACCGCAAUUUUAAUC